Messenger RNA from Merops nubicus (carmine bee-eater), 1990 nucleotides. It is a transcript of the gene C7, whose product is annotated as complement component 7. The record is from RefSeq and is a predicted model, not a curated record. Gene Ontology annotation, cellular component: membrane attack complex. Gene Ontology annotation, biological process: immune response. Lineage: Eukaryota; Metazoa; Chordata; Aves; Coraciiformes; Meropidae. Gene Ontology annotation, molecular function: protein binding. The transcript has 14 exons. Bases 134 to 1990 code for a protein of 618 amino acids.
AAAACAGAAUAGCAAGGCAGAGUGAGGAGAGAUGUACAGUAGCAGACAGACUGACUGACUCCUUUGGCUGCUGAAUUGAGUGGAAGUGCAUUUUCCCUGGUAAUCGCUGGAUAUCUUGAGUAUUUCGUAUAACAUGAAGGUACUGGGGAUUUUUCUGUUGCUGGAAGUUUCAGGCUUCUUUUCCAUUUUUUCCAGCUCUUCCUCACCAGUCCAUUGCCGCUGGAAUUCUUUUGGCCCAUGGUCUGAGUGUGAUGGCUGUACUCAAAAACAGAUUCGGAGACGGACAGUAGCAGUUUAUGGCCAGUAUGGGGGAAACCCCUGUUCUGGGCAUGCCUUUGAAACAAGACCAUGCACCCCGACAAGGGGAUGCCCAACAGGGGAUGGCUGUGGUGAUCGAUUCAGAUGUUUCUCAGGUCAGUGCAUUAGCAGAUCUCUUGUGUGCAACGGUGAUCAGGAUUGUGAGGACGAUGGUGCAGAUGAAGAUCGAUGUGAGGAGAAGAAGACCGUAUGUGACACUGAUAAAACACCUCCAAAUUCAGAACUUACAGGAACAGGCUUUGAUGCCAUUACUGGUGAGACUAGGGGGAGAGUCAUUCAUACACAAAGCUUUGGAGGACAAUGUAGAAAGGUCUUUAGUGGCGAUGGGAGAGAAUACUACCGUCUGAGUGAAAGUGUUCUUGCUUAUACUUUCCAGGUUAAAAUUCAGAACGAUUUCAGUUAUGAGUUUUUCAACAGCAGCUGGUCUUAUAUGAAACACACAGAGAGGUAUGAAAAUUCAAACAGUGGACACAGUUAUUCACAGAAUAAAAUUCUGCAACACAACCAAAACAGUAAGCAGCUGAUGGUCAUUGAGAAUAGUGUGGAAGUUGCUCAAUUUAUUAACAACCGCCCAGACUUUCUCACUCUUGCGGAGCCAUUCUGGAAGGAACUAGCCAACCUUCCAGUUGUCUAUGAUUACAGUGUCUACCGAAGACUUAUUGAACAUUUUGGGACUCAUUUCUUACACUCUGGAUCUCUAGGAGGACAUUACAAAGUUAUUUUUUAUAUGGAUACUGAGAAAAUGACAGAAGAAGGUUUGAGCAUAACAGACAUGUACCGGUGCACCACAUCAGGCUGGAAUGCAUUCAUUGUGAAAAAGAAAAAAGUAGAGUGCUCCAAACUGGAUGAAUUGCUACAGAGUUCUUCAGGAAGCAGCGGUACCAAGAUUAAAGGAGACCCCUACAUAGAAGGAGGAAGCCCAAGUGCUGUUGCUGGCCUUAGUUAUCUAGAGCUGAAUAAUCCUGCUGGGAACAGUCAGAGAUACUCCUUUUGGGCCAGUUCAGUGACCGACUAUCCCAGAGUAAUUAAACAAAAGCUAACACCAUUAUAUGAGCUGGUAAAGGAAGUGCCUUGCUCCUCAGUCAAAAAGCACUACUUAAAACAAGCCAUUGAAGAAUAUAUGGCUGAAAAUGAUCCCUGCAAAUGUCAGCCUUGCCAGAAUGGUGGUGAGGCAGCCGUGGAAGGAACUCAGUGUGUGUGUUACUGCAAGCCUUACACCUUUGGAGCAUCUUGUGAGCUGGGAACUCUCGUGCAAGAUCAGCCAGGUGUUGUUGAUGGACACUGGAGCUGCUGGUCUUCCUGGAGUCCUUGUUCAGGGGGAAGGAAAUCAAGGAGUCGAACCUGCAGCAACCCCUCCCCACGAGGUGGUGGGAAGGCCUGCAUAGGAGAGCAGAGUGAAAGCAGACCCUGUGAAGAUGAAGAGCUGCAGCAUUUUCAAUUGAUUGAACCACACUGUUUUGAUUUAUCCAUAACUCCUACAGAAUUCUGUUCAUCUCCUCCUCUCUUGGUAAAUGGAUUUGUUCAAAAUGCUGAAAACUCAUAUCAUGUUGGGAAAAGCAUUGUUUAUGCUUGCAGACAUGGAUAUUCUCUUGUUGGCGAUCCUGUUGCUACGUGUGGCAGUAACUUACAAUGGCAAAUUGGAGACAGACAUUGCCAGGGUAUGUCUAACUGA